GAUGAUACUGAGUUCCACUUAAAUUUGCUAAGAUUAAAGAAAGACAUCGCAGUCCUUUUCUGAUGAUAACAGAGAUAAACGUUUGUGGAAAUAUUGCAGUUCAUGGAAAGGCUUUGAUCAACUCAGGAAGAAAGAUAAAGAUUUUAAAAAAUAUACAGAUAUUGUUGUGGGGAAUAAAAGAAUUAUAGAAGUAUGGAUUUGCCUGAAGAAUUGUCAAAAGAGACAGGGGAAUCCUCCUACCACUGUGAUAUCUGUAAAAAGUCAUUCUCUCUGAAAAGUAAGCUUACUACUCAUAAAUGUAUUAAUACAAGUAAGAUACCAGAGAAACGGUAUCAUUGUGAUAUCUGUGGUAAAUCAUUCAAUGUAAAAAUUUACUUAACUGAACAUAGAUAUCUACAUACAGGAGAGAAACCACACAACUGUGAUAUCUGCGGUAAAUCAUUUGCUCGAAUACGUACGUUAAUUACUCACAAACAUCUCCAUACAGGAGAGAAACGACAUAACUGUGAUAUCUGCGGUAAAUCAUUCUCUCGAAUACACACUUUAAUUACUCACAAAUACUUCCAUACUGGAAAAAAACCAUUUGAAUGUGAUAUCUGUGGUAAAUCAUUUUCUCUAAGAGGUCACUUAGUUGGUCACAUACGUACCCAUACAGGCGAAAAACCAUAUCACUGUGACAUCUGUGGUAAAUCAUUCUCUCAGACUAAUGGCUUAACUAGCCACGUACGUACUCAUACAGGAGAGAAACCAUAUCAGUGUAAUAUUUGUGGUGAAUCAUUCUCUGAAAAAGGUAAUUUAACUAAACACAAAUACAUUCAUACAGGAGAGAAGUCAUAUCACUGUGAUAUCUGUGGUAAGUCAUUCUUUCAAAAAGUUCAUUUAAAUUCUCACAGACGUACUCAUACUGGAGAAAAGCCUUAUCACUGUGAUGUCUGCGGUAAGUCAUUCACUGAUAGAAAUUCCUUAAAUAUACACAAACACAUUCAUACAGGAGAGAAACCUUAUCAGUGUGACAUCUGCAGCAAAUCGUUCAGAUAUGGAAGUACAUUAACAGUUCAUAAACGUGUUCAUACAGGGGAAAAACCAUAUCAAUGUGAUGUCUGUGCUAAAUCAUUCUCUCAUGCAAGUGCAUUAACGCUACACAAGAGACAGGUACAUACAGGAGAGAAACCAUAUCACUGCGAUAUCUGUGGUAAAUCAUUCAUUGAUAGAAGUGGAUUAACUGUUCACAAGCGUAUUCAUACAGGAGAAAAACCAUAUCAGUGUGAUAUUUGUGCUAAGUCAUUCAGUGUUGCUAGUGGAUUAACUAAACACAAACGUAUUCAUACAGGGGAAAGGCCAUAUCAUUGUAGUAUCUGUGGCAAAUCAUUCUAUCAAAAUUCUGGCUUAAUUAGACACAUGCGCAUUCAUACAGGUGAUAAGCCAUAUCAUUGUAAUAUCUGUGGUAAAUCAUUCUCUCAAAAAUGUCAGUUAACUAAACAUAAAUUAACUCAUACAAGAGAGAAGUUAUAUCCCUGUGAUAUCUGUGGUAAAUCAUUCACUACUAGAAAUUCAUUAACUGUUCAUAAAUGUAUUCACACAAGAGAAAAGCCAUACCAAUGUGAUAUCUGUGAUAAAUCAUACACUAGUAGAAAUGCAUUACCUGUUCAUAAAUGUAUUCACACAGGGGAAAAACCAUACCAAUGUGAUAUCUGUGAUAAAUCAUACACUAGUAGAAAUGCAUUAACUGUUCACAAACGUAUUCACACAGGAGAGAAACCAUUCCAUUGCGAUGUCUGUGGGAAAUCGUUCUCUAGCAGUCAGGCUCUAAAAAAGCAUACGCGUCUUCAUACUGGUGAGAAACCAUAUCACUGCGAGAUCUGUGGUAAAUCAUUCACUCAAACAUGCCAAUUAACAUUGCACAAAAGACGCAUGCAUACGGGAGAGAAACCCUAUCCCUGCGAUAUCUGUGGUAAGUCAUUCACUGUUAGAAGUGCAGUAACUGCUCACAAACGUAUUCAUACAGGGGAAAGGCCAUAUGACUGUGAUAUCUGUGGUAAAUCAUUCAUUGCUAGAAGUGGAUUAACUGUUCACAAGCAUAUUCAUACAGGAGAAAAACCAUAUCAGUGUGAUAUUUGUGUUAAGUCAUUCAGUGUUGCUAGUAAAUUAACUAAACACAAACGUACUCACACAGGAGAGAAACCAUAUCCCUGUGAUAUCUGUGGUAAAUCAUUCAGUGUUGCUAGUGGAUUAACUAAUCACAAACGUAUUCAUACAGGGGAAAGGCCAUAUCAUUGUAGUGUCUGUGGCCAAUCCUUCUCUCAAAAUUCUGGCUUAAUUAGACACAUGCACUUUCAUAUGGGUGAUAUGCCAUAUCACUGUAAUAUCUGUGGUAAAUCAUUCCCUGAAAUAGGUAAUUUAACUAAACAUAAAUUCACUCAUACUAGAGAGAAGCCAUACCGAUGUGAUAUCUGUGGUAAAUCAUACACUAGUAGAAAUACAUUAACUGUUCAUAAAUGUAUUCUCACAGGGGAAAAACCAUACCAAUGUGAUAUCUGCGGUAAAUCGUUCUCAGAAAAAUAUCACUUAACUAAACAUAAAUACACUCAUACAGGAGAGAAACCAUAUGAUUGUAACAUCUGUGGUAAAUCUUUCUCUCAGGCAAGUCAUUUAACUGUCCAUAGUCGUACUCAUACAGGUGAGAAACCAUAUCACUGUGAGACGUGUGAUAAAUCAUUUUCUCAAACAGCUCAUUUAAUAAUUCAUAGACGUAUUCAUACAGGAGAUAGACCCUAUAAGUGUGAUAUUUGUGGUAAAUCUUUCUCCCAAAAUAGUGAUUUAACUAAGCACAACCGCAUUCAUACAGGAGAAAAGCCAUAUCAGUGUAAUAUAUGUGGUACAUCAUUCUCUUUAAGUACUGCUUUAAGUAGUCACAAAUACAUUCAUACAGGUAAAAAACCAUAUCACUGUGACAUCUGUGGCAAAUCAUUUUCUCAUAGUUGUGCUUUAACUAAACACAAACGUAUUUGUUCUAAUGAAAAAGUUUAUAACAGUGAUAUCUGUAAUAACUCAUCUACUCAAAAACAGUGAGUGACAAACGGACAGAUACAUCAGCACUCUAAAGUUGCCAGCAACAUGACAGCCUCUCUAGUGCUGGUGCCAAAGUAAAAGACAUCCAAUAUACUGUGAAAUUGAUGGUGAUAUGUAGGGCAGCCAGCCACAAAAACCAUUUUCCCUAAAGCAAACCAUACAUAAGACUUGUUUAAGACAUGAAGUAGAGCUUUUUUCCUUUUUGUUUUCACUUUGAUAGUAACAAACAUUCACACAAGUGUUGAAUCAAUUUAAUUACGAUAUCUGUGGUAAAUUAUUCUCUCAUGGAAAUACCUUAACUACUCACAGGUAUGAUUGUACAGGCAAGAAACCAUUUCACUCCAAUAUCAGUGGCAAGUCAUUCUCGUAUGGAUAGAAAUAACUUAACUCAUCUGAAACAUUUUUACAAAAUAAAAACCAUGAUGCUUUUAUAUUGUUGUUUGUUCCUUCUUGAGCCAUGCCUGGUUUCAUUGGCGUAUAGUAUCCCCACCUAGAUAGGACGCCAGUCUGUCUCAGGUGAGCUGCUAGAUGCAGGAGGAAAGAGUGAGAGAAAGUUGUGGUGAAAGAGUCUGCAGAAGUUUGCCCCUACCUUCUGCUUAGGUGUUUUGCUCAUAACCAUACACAUCACCUGCUCUGAGAUUCGAACCUGCAAUGUCUUGAUCAUGAGUUCGCUGCUCUAACCAUUAGGCCAUGUGCCUCCAUGCUCUUAUAUUAGUGGUAAAUAUUUCUCAUAGGAAAAGUUUUUACUAAUUGUAAAUGUAUUCACCCAGGAGGAAAGUCAUGUUCUUUUUAUAUAUAUGGCGUUAGGAAGGGCACCCAGCUGUAGAAACUCUGCCAAAUCAAAUUGAAGCCUGGUGUAGCCAUCUGUUUUCACCAGUCCUCAGUCAAAUCGUCCAACCCAUGCUAGCAUGGAAAGCGGACGUUAAACGAUGAUGAUGAUGAUGAUGAUUAAAUCUAGAAAAUAAAAGAUCAUAAACAUUGAGACAAACUAAAACGUAAAUAUUUAUGAAAUAUUGUGUCAAAAAGAAAAAUCGGAAAUGAGCAGCGAAAAACAUUUCAUUCACGAAAGAGAAGCUAGGUUUGCUCAGUGGUUUAUCGUCAGAAUUUGCGUCUAUUAAUACUGCCAUGUCUUAUUCAUAUUUUAGAGAUUAAAAUAAUUUGUUGAAAAUGUUUCGUACCUCUUGAAAUAUUCAACGUCCCCUUGUGACCUUAUGACAUAUCCAAGGGGACGUUACCAUUGAGUUUGGUAUAUUUAAGACCGAAAGUGCGGUUGGCGACAUUAAGCCAGCUUCACUCACGAUUUUAUUGUUGAGCUUUUUAGGAACUCAGGUCGCUGAGGAUCGAAACUUUGGUCAAUCUCAUUGCAGCAUUUGAGAUAUUUACUGUGGUAGUUUGGUGAAAACGCAUAACACAUUGAUUCAUUGUUUACAUCUGCUAAAGGCUAUCUGAGACAUUGACAUUAUUUAUAAUCCUUAAAAAAUUAAAGAAAAAGGUUACACAGAAAACUGAGUAACAUUUCUCUCUAUCAUUGCCUGGAAUAUAUACAAGAUGAUACUGAGUUACACUUAAAUUUGCUAAGAUUAAAGAAAGACAUCGCAGUCCUUUUCUGAUGAUAACAGAGAUAAAAGUUGGUGGAAAUAUUGCAGUUCAUGGAAAGGCUUUGAUCAACCCAGGAAGGAAGAUAAAGAUUUUAAAAGAUAUACAUAUAUUGUUGUGGGGAAUAAAAGAAUUAUAGAAGUAUGGAUUUGCCUCAAGAAUUUCCAAAAGAGACAGGAGACUCCUCCUACCACUGUGAUAUCUGU
This is a messenger RNA of Octopus bimaculoides (California two-spot octopus), 4871 nucleotides long. RefSeq lists its product as uncharacterized. The record is from RefSeq and is a predicted model, not a curated record. NCBI's taxonomy places the organism in Eukaryota, Metazoa, Mollusca, Cephalopoda, Octopoda, Octopodidae. Gene Ontology annotation, cellular component: nucleoplasm. Gene Ontology annotation, molecular function: DNA-binding transcription repressor activity, RNA polymerase II-specific; RNA polymerase II cis-regulatory region sequence-specific DNA binding. Gene Ontology annotation, biological process: regulation of immune system process; negative regulation of transcription by RNA polymerase II; regulation of cytokine production.